AUGGACGACUUCCACAACGGGCUGGUGGAGAAAAUAAUAAAAGAACUAGACAGUGCUCUUGCUAAAUCACCGCUAACCGAGUUUGAUAUCGUGCCCGUGGAGUCGACAAAGAACAAGACUCCGGUGUUGUAUGUGAACUCUUCUGUGGCUUUGGAAUCGUGGUGUGUGAAGCAUGUGUACAACUACUGCUACGGGGAUCUAAUUGAGGAUUUCCUGACGCACCCAAAGCGGCGCCUCAGUCGGGUAUCAGGCCUGACCUACAAGAGAAUCAUGUUACUUUUAAACCCUACACUUCUGAUCAAUCCUGAUGUUACUACAUUGUGGAAUAAGAGAAGGGAGUUGAUGUCUAAAAGAUACCUCGACUGGGUUGCGGAGAUGACGUUUACAAGACUAGUGCUUUCACGGAAACACAAGUGUAAUGAUGCUUUCUCAUACAGGAGAUUUGUGAUAGAGCAUGUGAUGAGAGAGACUCCUGAGCGCCCACCUCACUUUGUGAGUACUAUAUUGGAAGAUGAAUUUGAUGUUUGUACCAUGACUGCAGACAAGUGCGCAAAUAACUACCACAGUUGGGAUCAUCGUAGGUGGACAUCGGAGUUUGCCUGGAAGUACAGGGCUGAGGUUGACAGCACUCUUAUUUUCUACAAUGAAUACAAGUUCAUUGUGGGUUGGACAGCCCGCCAUGUUUCAGAUUACAGCUGCUUUCAUUACCGCCAACAUUGUUUGAAAAAGCUUAACUUAUUAGAUGAAAGAUGGCCAGUGUUUGAGAAAAUGCUUGAGGCAGACUUACGUGAGAAUGUUCAGAAGUUCAUAGAAGCUAGUGAUCCAGCUCAGAAAAAUAGCAAAAGUUUUAAGAAGACUAUUGAGGACGAAGAUAUAAUUGCUAAUCUGUUUGACUAUGCUCCCAACGAGUGCAGAUGCUACACUAAAUCCUAUGAAACUUGUCGAAAAUUAGAAAUUUACAUUUAUGAACUGACACAAAACACUGACUUUUUGAAGUAUUACAAAUAUCAUGAGGCUCUUUGGUAUCAUCGACGAUUUGUAGUGAGCGAGAUUUUAACUACCAUGUAUGACUUCUUUGAAAUAGAGCGGGUCAAUGGAAAAUUGGCAAGAAAGAAAUUAGCGCCAGAACAGCUGGAAGCAUUGCAGAAUUGCAAAAAAUGCGGCAAUAGAUAUUCUGAUGUUGCAAACAAAGAAUUAGACUGGGUGUACCACUGCCCCCUAUUCAAAUUUUUGAUUCAGCAUGAGAAGGCAGUGGUGGCUGACAGGCGAAAGGAUAUGGACAGGCAUGCCGGCAGACACGAGAAUUAUCUCAAGUGUGUACAUGGCCUAGCCGCACAUUAUUAA
This is a messenger RNA of Spodoptera littoralis (African cotton leafworm), 1344 nucleotides long. The record is from the annotation of a GenBank genome assembly. NCBI's taxonomy places the organism in Eukaryota, Metazoa, Arthropoda, Insecta, Lepidoptera, Noctuidae.